This is a messenger RNA of Oncorhynchus kisutch (coho salmon), 6489 nucleotides long. It is a transcript of the gene loxl4, whose product is annotated as lysyl oxidase-like 4. Bases 118 to 2565 code for a protein of 815 amino acids. The record is from RefSeq and is a predicted model, not a curated record. Gene Ontology annotation, cellular component: membrane. Lineage: Eukaryota; Metazoa; Chordata; Actinopteri; Salmoniformes; Salmonidae. Gene Ontology annotation, biological process: peptidyl-lysine oxidation; collagen fibril organization. Gene Ontology annotation, molecular function: copper ion binding; protein-lysine 6-oxidase activity. The transcript has 15 exons.
AGGGACCCCAUCUAGUAGGCACACUCAUUCACUCAGUUACUCUCUCCUCUCCCAGUCUGGGACGUCUAGGACUGCUGUGUCUGUAGCUUUCUAACAGACGCCUCUCCAUACUCAGACAUGAUGCCUCGCAUCUUCCUCACCUGCUUGAGUUCUUUGCUCCUCCUCUUCCUCUCCCCCCCAACGCAUGCCGAACCCCGCCGACCAUCGUCAUCAUCACCACGCAGCAGGACCGCACACGCUCAGGCUCCCGUGGGCAAGGUGCGCCUGGCGGGAAACUAUGCCCAGGGACAUAACGAGGGUCGUGUAGAGGUGCUGCACAACAACACGUGGGGGACGGUGUGUGAUGAUGAAGUGGACAUCAAACUGGCCAAUGUCGUCUGCCGGGAGCUGGGCUUCCAGACCGGCAUGACAUGGGCGCACAGUGCCAAAUAUGGAGAGGGUGAUGGUCCUAUCUGGAUGGACAAUGUGCGUUGUGACGGCACAGAGAAGACUCUGAAAGACUGUAAACAUAACGGCUGGGGCGUCAAUGACUGUAAGCACUCUGAGGACCUUGGCGUGGUCUGCAGUCCGGAGCGACGACUGGACCAGGUCACAGGUUCGCGUAAUGGUCAGUCGGUUGCCCUGCGUCCGGAUGUCAGUCCCUCGCCCCAGUGGCAGAGCAUUCUGGCCAGCCGCAGUAACCCCCGACAGGCCCAUCAGGGAAACGGACACCUCCCGGAAAGCCCCAGGCUGAGACAGCACCUCUACAACCCGUAUUCCAGCAAGGUGCGCAUUCAGGAGGUGCGUCUGCGACCCAUCCUGAUGCACACUAAGAAGCGGGCCCUGAUCACUGAGGGUGUGGUGCAAGUGAAGCAUGCUGGGAGAUGGAGGCAGGUGUGUGACCUGGGCUGGAACCUCAACAGCAGCAAAGUGGUGUGUGGAAUGCUGGGGUUCCCUGAGGCAGAACUACACAACGAAAGAACAUACAAGAAAAUCUGGGACACCAAGGUUGCUGAUCCAUCCACAAGGCUGAGCCUCAUGGCUCGUAAAAAGGGUUUCUGGGUAGAGAAGGUUCACUGCCUGGGGUCAGAGACCAGCCUAUCAGAAUGUCACGCUCAGCUGUCCAUUCCACAUAGCCCCACCCCCUGUAAGAGUGGGAGACAUGCGGUGGCGAGGUGUGUACCGGGACCGCAGUUUGCACGUAUGUCAUCUGGAAGACCCCAGGCACCCCACCCAAUUGUGCCGGUGCGUCUGAAGGCUGGCCCCAGGCUGGGUGAGGGCCGGGUGGAGGUGCUGAAGGAGGGGAAGUGGGGGACCAUUGUAGACCACGUCUGGAACCGCGUCUCAGCUAGCGUGGUGUGCAGGGAGCUCGGCUUCGGAACCGCCAAAGAGGCCCUCACUGGAGCUUACAUGGGACAAGGUACUGGUCCUAUCCAUAUGAACAGUGUCCAGUGUUUGGGGACAGAGAAGUCUAUCCUAGACUGUUACUUCCAAGAUGUCCCUCUUUGGACGUUUAAACACACCCAGGAUGCUUCAGUACGCUGCAACAUCCCCAAGCUUGGCCUGGACAGCACGGUGCGAUUGGCGGGGGGCAGGGAGCCAGGUGAGGGGCGUGUGGAGGUACUGAUGGAUGUAGGGGGUCGUAAGAGAUGGGGGUCAGUCUGCAGUGAGAACUGGGGGAUCAACGAAGCCAUGGUGGUCUGUAGACAGCUGGGUCUGGGGUUCGCAUCCCGAGCACACCAGGAGACGUGGUAUUGGGCUGGGGAUCGUAACGCAGCAGAGUUGGUGUUGAGUGGAACCCACUGUGUUGGAACUGAGCUGUCAAUCCAACAGUGUCGCCGUAACAACCAUGUACACUGUCCCCGAGGGGGUGGGACUAAUGCUGCAGGGGUCACCUGUUCAGAGACUGCCCCUGACCUGGUACUAGAUGCCCAACUGGUUCAGGAGACAGUUUACCUAGAGGACCGACCCCUACACCUGCUGACCUGUGCCAACGAGGAGAACUGUCUGUCAUCCUCCGCUGCCAGAAUGAACUGGCCCUACGGACACCGCCGCCUGCUACGAUUCUCCUCCAGGAUUAUGAACAUGGGACGGGCCGACUUCAGACCUAGGGCUAACAGAGAGUCUUGGACAUGGCACGCAUGUCAUAGGCACUACCACAGCAUAGAGGUGUUCACCCACUAUGACCUGUUGACUCUGAAUGGAACCAGAAUAGCUGAGGGACACAAGGCCAGCUUCUGUCUGGAGGAUACAUACUGCCCUGAAGGUCUGCAUAAGCGUUUCUCCUGCUACAACAUGGGCGACCAGGGCAUCUCAGUGGGUUGCUGGGAUACGUAUCGCCACGACAUCGACUGUCAGUGGAUUGACAUCACCGAUGUAAAGCCUGGAGACUACAUCUUCCAGGUGGAAGUUAACCCUUCGUUAGACAUGGCUGAAUCGGACUUCCAGAACAACGUGAUGAGAUGUCGAUGCAAAUACGACGGACACAGAGCAUACAUGUAUGGAUGUCACGCAGGUGAUGCGUACAGUGCAGAGAUUGAGGACCUGUUCGAGCACCAACGGCAGAUCUCCAAUAACUUUGUCUAGGCCCAUUCAGGGCCCAGCGUUGGCACAGUCUGGUGCCCAGCGAAGAGGGCUCAGAGCUGGGAACAUAUACUUCUCAGGGUGGCCUGGGGUCUGGUGGGUCCAGGGACUCCUGCCCCACAACACUAGAGGACUCACGGAAUUGCACCUGUCCACCGCCCUGACCUGCUGUUGGCUACACUACCCAAAAUACACCACAACCAGGAGAAGACCAUCACCCUUACCACACCCAACAGUCAAUAGCAACUGAGAGCAGGACAGGUGUCACCAAGGCAACCAAAUUAGUUCAGUUAACAAUGGAUAAUUAAAAUGGUAUGGAUUCAAUCAACUGUUAGGUCAUUUGUUAGUUUAUGAAUGUGGAUUACUAGUAAUUUAGCUACUCAAAGUUUGUAUGAAUUAAUUCUGAUUAAGAUUAAAUUAUUAUUGUCUGUCCAUGAUUUAAAAUGACUAACAUGUCAAAUCAAAUGUAUUUAUAUAGCCCUUCUUACAUCCGCUGAUAUCUCAAAGUGCUGUACAGAAACCCAUCUGUACAGAAAUCCAGCCUAAAACCCCAAACACAUGCUUGGUCCCGUAUACCCGCGUCCCAGGAAAGGAGAAAGAAUGACUGAAAAGAGGUCUGCGUUAUCUGUUUGACUGUUGGUCUGUCUGGACAAAUGUCUCCUACAUCUACAUUAUCACAAUAUUGGUACUGUUUGACCAAAUCACAACCUUCCUGUAGACUUUGAUGUCCGUAGCUCUACAGUGGACCUCAAGGCCCGGGUUUGAAUACAUAGUUGUGUAUGAACCGUUUAUGUUAGUUUUCACAAUUUAAUUAGCUGUUUUAUUAUUGUGCAAGUAGUCAUAUUCUGAUGUGUUAACCAUUUUUUCUCAAAAUACUGUAACUACAGUAGAACUGAUACACAAAACUAAAUAGUGUUGAGUUAGUAAACAUUUCUCUCUUCUGUUUUUAAAUUACUAUUACAUGAAGGCCUUGAAGUUGGCUUCUGUUAUUUUAUCUUGAUACCAGCAAAGAAAAUGUAACUUGAGGUAGUUUACUUUAUUCUUUACUGUGUUAACUGAAUUUCAAUGCUUUUGGUGCAAAUCUUUUCAUAAUAUGUAAUGCUGCAGGUUAAUUUAUUUAAGGCUAACGCUUGCAUACUUUUUAUAUUGAUUAAACAUAUAAAACAAACACAUUUUCACCCAAUAAGUCACCAUCUAGGUUAUACACUAGAAAAAAGGGUCUACCUAGAACCGAUGGUUCUUUGGCUGUCCCUGUAGCUCGGAGAACUCUUUUUGGUUCUAGAUAGAACUCUUUUUGGUUCAAUAAAAAAAAUGUUUUUGGGUUCCAGGUAGAAAAUAUUUUCUUAGAGUUUAACUUCAAAGGGUUGUAUCAUCUUAACUUUUCCUAUUCCUUUCACCAAAUGUCAAACUGAGAGACAGCGUUGUGCCAACCAUCUCGGUGCACUUUCCUCUUUUCCUUUUCCUGGCCUUCCCAGUGUGAGUGAAAGCAGGUUCAGCGGUAAACCCACAGUUCUGUGGCAGCCAGGUAGGCAGUGUAUAAAAAGCCUUUAAUUAGCUGUAUUUGGGUUAGAAUUAGGGUAAGCAUGGGGCGUACACAGAGAAACACUGCAACUGUGAACUCUGCUGCCACCAGCUACAGGCCCGGGUAGGAUAGACAGACUAGAGAGGGGGAAGGGAAGGGAAAGAGAGAGGGUGGGGGUAGAGAGGUAACAGAAAAAGGUUGACAGAGAGGACCAGAGAGAAACAGACUGAUAGAGAUGGAGAACACUGCCUUUGAAUGGGCAGAAAGCACAGGAGGUUGGUGGCACCUUAAUUGGGGAGAACGGGCUCGUGGUAAUGACUGGAGCGGAAUCUGUGGCGUAUAAAAUACAUCAACCACAUGGUUUCCAGGUGUUUGAUGCCAUUCCAUUUGCUCCGUUCCGGCCAUUAUUGUGAGCCGUUCUCCCCUCAGCAGCCUCCACUAGCAGAGAGAGAUCAACGAGAAAGAAAGAAAAGGAAAGAGGAGAAGCCUUGACAUGGGCAACACAACAGAUUUUACUACCAGUGAAAAUCCACCAUGGCCACUACUGCAGAAACCGCAUAACUGGCAUACUGAGCUCCUAAAGAGAACAACAUGUUUGUCUGAGAGCAAAAUAAACUGCUGGAUUCAAACAGUUAACAGCUGCUGCUGGUGCUGCUGUUGGGAACUGCUUAAAGCUAAAAGCAGAUUAGAAGUUGAACCUUGCUUCAUCCCUGUAGUGUUUCAAAUAUACUGUAUCUAUCCAUUUCCCAGUUGAAUCAGUAUCGGUGGAAUAUUCGAUUUUCUAUACAAUGUCUCCAUUUUGAGUCAUCCAUGUCUGUGGCAUGUAUGCCAUAGCUGACUGGUAGAUGGAUCUGUUUGUGUUUUAUCUUUUGUAUUUUGCAUGAGUUGGCUAAAAUGGAAACAAAUCUGGCGCAAAGCUAGUAUGCAGACCUUCCCCUGUGCUCUUAAAAGACUGACAGGACACUAUAAUGUGGUGUGGUCGGCUGUAAACACUAGAGUUCCUUAAAACCCCCUAGAGUCUAUUGACGCACCAAUCUAUAUAGAAAUCUGAUCAAUUUAAGCUAGAUUUAUCCGUUUUUUUUGUUGCAUGGGCUGCAUCUCAAUCUGCCUAUGUUGCACUUCCCACAUCUGCGGUGGAAAGUGACAGAGCUACAGUGCUGUUUGUCAGACCACGAGACAACCCGAAAAUCUGUCUUCUCACAAAAACCUCUGUAGCAUCCAAACGGUUUGGCCUAAAAACCUCUAUAGAAAGUGGAGACUCACAAACACGAUUGUGUUCUCCGUUUUGUUCUACGAUCCCCACAAGUGUCACAGGACUUAUCUAAAGGCAACCCAUACAAAUUAAUGGUAGUAUGGAGAUAGUUUAAAACCAACAAAAAUAAGGUGUUAAAUAUGUGUCAAAUAAAUAAAAACAUUUCCUGAGCUUUCAUAUCUCCUUUUCCUUAUGAUUUAUUGACUGUCUGUUUCUUGCCAUUUUUGAAUGUGUUAGUCAAUGCGUUUCUAUGGGCUAUGGUAGUAAAGGCCAAAUUCAAUAUUUUUGAUACCUAAAUGGGUCCUAAAAUUCAAAAUCAAAUAGCUAAAUGAUCCAUGGUAUGACCUUCUUAAAACAAUUCCAUAUGUCAGCUUAGAACCACCCCCCCAACAGCUUAGACUUUGAAGAGUUUUUUUAAAUGAAUAUAGCAGUUUAGCAGAUCCCUUUGGGUUCCCUACCCACUCAAUACACAUUUCAUGGGCUUUAGUUAUUGCCGUCUUGUCUUCAUCAACUUUUAUAUUACAAAACACCUCCAUGUUAUUAUGAAACAGUGUUAAGUUAACCCACAUCUCCGCCCCCCCCCCCCCCCCCCCCCACACACACACUUUUUAAUCAAUAAAAGCUGUAGAUUAAAUCAUACUAAAUACAGUUUAGAGGUGUCUCUACAGGGGUAUUUAAUCAUGUCAAAAAACAUUUUAUAGCUUAAUAUUUUUGUUUUUUAAUUGUAUUGUGCUUGUGUACAGUUGCUAUUGACAUAAUAACAUAGUCUAUUCUAUGUGUUGUUAUUUAAUUGUUGUAUUAUGUUCCAUAACUUUAAUAAUAACAGUUUUUGAUUCUUAUCCAUCACAUUCACUAAACUAACAUCAUAUAUUUUACUGUAUGUACGCAUAUCCAUGCUGUUGAAAUAUCUAGCGUUGGCAUAUCUAUAAUGCUACAUGGCCAGUUUGCCAACUGGUUGUCAUAUGUGAUAAUGUUUGAAACGGUAUGCAGUGUAAGCUGAAUGUGUGAGCUAGGGUGCUUAUUUAAUAUUCAUAUAGAAAGCUUGUGCUCUCAGAGACUCAAAUAACUCCCAAAACCAAAUCUUUGAUUCAUGUGUGACCAAAGUAUUCUUUCAUGAAAUAAAUGAUCAAUUCUUUGGUCAAAUGGUUUCACA